AUAUGGCUCCCUCGACGAUCACGUACAACCUCGAGUCUGCUGCUGGCGCCGUGCGGGCGUGUCACUUUGAUGAUGCUUCGGAUUUGGUCGCGGUGACGGGGGAGCAUAGCUGUAAUGUGCUGCUUGUGGGCGAGACGACGUGUCAAAGUAUUGCAUGCUUCCACUUGGGAGGCCCCGUAACGUCUCUAGCUUGGUCACCCAGGACGGUUUCUCCGUCAGUGACAGACGAAUGGAUGGUAGAACUGGCAAUAGCUACGGACGACUUUGACCUCGCGAUAUGCACAAAGUCGCGCGAAGAAGGGGAGAACGUGGGCAAACUGGGUGCAGAGCUGACCGGCCACCACGGGCGGGUGAACGACAUGACGUUCUGCGGCGGAGGCGCGCGGUACCUCGCCACCGUCUCAGACGACAGACUACUCCUAGUCUGGGACCUUUACCCCGACAUCCCUCCCGAAGAAGACAUACCAGAGAACGCCGCAGACAUCCCAGGCCGCCUGUCCGAGCCUGUCGCAUACGCGAUCAAGUACUCCCACGCGCUGAACUCCGUGUGUGCCCAUCCGUCGAGCUCCAAGGAGCUCCUGGUGGGCGACUGCCAGGGCUCCAUCUUCCUCGUCGACUGGCGCUCGACCAUCCCCGACGAAGCGUUCUCUUUCCGGCGGCACAGCAUCCUAGAGCUCGUCGAGCCGCGCGCGCUGGCGGAGAGCACUAUGGGCUUCGCGUCGGGCAAGGGUGGUUCGGUGGCCUGGCGCGUGGAUUCACCGGAUAUAAUCGGCGCUGCGUACGGUUCACGAUAUUCAAUAUGGGACCUCACGAUGCUACGAGGGGGCAAACCGUCUCUGUCAGGUGUGAGCUUCCCCGGCGGAAACGACAAAUUCCGAUGGUGUCCCACGCACCCCAGUCGAUUUGGGAUAUCUCCCGUCUCACCGACAGCAGGCCCCGUGAUACACAUACAUAACAUGGCGUACCCUCAUAUGGAGCCCGACGUGGUGGAGCUUGCGCCCUCGCGGCACCUGCGCAUACGCGAUUUUGAUUUUCUGGCGAGUAAGGAGAGGGCACGGCUGGCGGCGAGUGUGGGGAGACAGGUUAUCAUAUCUUACGUUAAGUCGUCGUAGCAAUUUAUCGUUGUGCCGAGUGGAAGUGCUAGCAGCGAACCGAUGAGAUGAGGUAGACAUUAUUCUUCCG
This is a messenger RNA of Gloeophyllum trabeum ATCC 11539, 1182 nucleotides long. RefSeq lists its product as uncharacterized. The record is from RefSeq and is a predicted model, not a curated record. Lineage: Eukaryota; Fungi; Basidiomycota; Agaricomycetes; Gloeophyllales; Gloeophyllaceae. The transcript has 6 exons. The annotation marks the transcript as partial. Gene Ontology annotation, molecular function: protein binding. Gene Ontology annotation, cellular component: nuclear pore outer ring.